AACAUGGCCCUCUGUCGGCUACUUGAGGAACAGCUGCUGAUGGCAGUCGCCCAGUUGGACAUCCGUGGAGGUGGUGUAAACCCCUUCAUUGAGCGUCUUGCUAAACUUGGCCUCCCUGAAGAUGAAGGUGAGUAUGAGGAAGGUAAGUAUGAGGAAGGUGAGUAUGAGAUUGCUGUUGCAGAUGAAGAUGAGCUCUCCCCCGACGAAGAAGAUGACGAUCAACUGGUCGACACUGACCAGGAUGAGGAUGACAACACAGGUGAUGAGGACGACUGGUCUGACAGUUUCAGCCAUGAUUCCGGGUAUGACUCCCUGUCUGAAGAUGAAGAGGAUGAAGAGGAUGUUGAAGAGGAUGUUAAAGAGGAAGUUGAAGAGGAUGAUGAUGGCAACAUCCGACCUUGCUCCCCUCUCAUCCAGCAGUUCCCACCUACAAGCUUUUGGCAGAGAUGGGAACAAGUGUCUCCCCCUGUUCCCGCUGGUGCUAUUAUCUGGCCCUGCACUUUUGAUGUUCAACAUCUGGAGACCCCUGCACAUCAAGUGGAACAUGCUGAAGAUGGUCUACCCUCAGCCUCUCAAAGGUCAAAACAGUCUGCUCCUUCAACCUCAGGCCUUGGCUUCUCCACAAAGAGAAGCAGGGAAGAGAGCGAAACGGUGCAGGCGAGUACGAAAAAGCAGAAGGGGAAUUGUGAGGACAGCCAUGAUGAGUCAGCAGCCUCAACUUCAGGCCUCGGCUUCUCCACAAAGAGGAGCAGGGAAGAGAACAACACAGAGGAGGUAAGUAUGAAGAGGCAGAAGUGGAAUUGUGAGGACAUCCAUGAGGCGGCUCCUUUGACUUCAGGCCUCGCCUCCUACAGGAGCAGGGAAGACAGCCACAGGGAAUCAGCCCCCCCUGCUGAAGAUGGUCUACCCUCAACCUCUCAAUGGUCAAAAGAGUCUGCUCCUUCAACCUCAGGCCUUGGCUCCUCCACAAAGAGAAGCAGGGAAGAGAGCAACACGGUGCAGGUAAGUACGAAAAGGCAGAAGUGGAAUUGUGAGGACAGCCAUGAUGAGACAUCGGCCUCAACUUCGGGCCUCGGGUCCUGCAGGAGCAGGGAAGACAGCUACAGGGAGUCAGCCCCCUCCACUUCAGGCCUCGGCUCCUACAGGAGCAGGGAAGACAGCUACAGGGAGUCAGCCCCCUCCACUUCAGGCCUCGGCUCCUACAGGAGCAGAGAAGACAGCUACAGGGAGUCAGCUCCCUCCCCAUUCAGGAAAUACUGGAGGGGCCCUUUUGAUUACCUGAGAGGAACUGAAGACAGUGACUCGGAUUAGGACAGAGUUUUAGACUGUUUGCUGCAGGAUUUGAAAUUAGAUUAGACACACACACACACACACACACACACACACACACACAUACACACACACACACACACACACACACACACAGUGACAGAUUAUCAGUGCCUUAUCCAGGAGUACUUUUUCUUUCAUUUUUAAACUAAGCUGUAGAUGCCUAUGCAAGAGGUAAGUUAAAAAUGACAGCAUUAACUAUGCAAAAAAUAACAAUUACUAACAUUAAUUAAAGUCCCCAGCUAAUUAUCUUCUUUUCAUAUUCUAUUAGACUCAACUUUCAGGAUCUCCUUGACGACAGAGAAGACGUGUUUACUCCGGACCAGAUGAGAGUGAUGGAUGACCACAGGACCAGCAGGAGAGCGGCAGCCGCCUUUCUUUCAGUCGGCUAAGACAGGACUCGCACCCCGGGCAG
Molecule: messenger RNA, 1744 nt
Organism: Etheostoma cragini (Arkansas darter)
Lineage: Eukaryota; Metazoa; Chordata; Actinopteri; Perciformes; Percidae
Product: microtubule-associated protein futsch-like
Exons: 3
Coding region: 4-1311 (435 amino acids)
Source: RefSeq, a predicted model, not a curated record